AUGUUUGAUUUACAAGUAUGUCGAAUAUGCCUCCGGGAUGAAAGAAAAUUUUAUAAAAUGGAUAAGUAUUUUCUUAAAAAAUACUAUGAGGAAAUCAUGGCUUUGCCAAUUGAGAAAGUUGAUGGGCUGCCUCAGUACUUUUGUUAUCAAUGUGCUGCAACAUUGUAUAAGUUUCAUUUAUUCAAAGAAAAGUGCCAUUAUAGUCACAAAGCACUGACAGAUAUGCUUUGGAAUGGAAAGGUAACCCAAUCAGCUGUCAAUAGAAUAAAGGCAAAACAAAAUCCUAAACUAAUGUAUGGCACUUUGGAAGUUGUAAAAAGAAACAAAAGAGUAAAUACUUUAAUAUUAAAACACACUUAUGAUGAAGAAGAAGACUCAAAUGAUAUUAAAGGAAUUGAUGCAAUCGAUUACUCUGACCAUUCAUAUAUGGAUUCUGAAUGUAUCAGUGAUAAUGUUGAUAAUAUUGAACAUGUUGAGCCUGAACCGGAAUUGGUUUUAGCUGUAGAUAAUGCUGAUAACACAGAGAUCUUCCCAGCUACUGAAAAUGAUGUUAUUGAAUCUGACCCUCCAAAAGUAGAAAAAGUCACUAAAAAAAAGUCAAAGCAAAGUAAGAUGCUUAAAGAAAAUAAAAUGUCUAAAACCAGACAGACAAGGAGACGAAAAAUGGGCAAAAAGAAAAAAAAUGAAGAAACCGACUCAGAUGAUGAAGUUUUAGCUAAUAAGAAAAGAUCUAAUGCAGCUUCAGAGAGAAAAAAUGUUGAAUUCACAAAAGCAAAAGGUGGUAAGCCGAAGGUCCUUAAGUUUUUAGAUUCCGGAUUUUGGAAGAAAUCAUUUUUGACUGAUGAAGAAGCCAUGGCAGAAUUUCAGGCUAAGGCACAAGAUCGAAAGUACCUUAGAGCAGCUUUUAAAUGUACAGAUUGUUAUAGAGGUUUCUCACAAAAGAGUAUGUUGGAAAGGCAUAUACCACUAAAACAUGGAGAGGCACUAGGUCCAUUAGUUUGCCGCUUCUGCAAGUGUCGAUUUAGGACAGCUUACUUUUUGAAUAAGCAUAUGAGACUGCACUAUACCAAGUUUGAAUGUCUGCGGUGUAAUUUAGUUUGUAAUAUAGAUAAAUCUGCAUUAUUCCAUGAAGAGUAUCACAAUGGCGUAAUAAGAAAAUGUCCUCACUGUGAUAAAGAAUUCAAACAUAUGUCUACGUUCUACACACAUCUACGCACGCACAGAAGUAAACACAUGUGUCCACGGUGUGGAGAAUCAUUCGUCAGUGAACUAGGAUUAUAUUUACAUCAAAAAGUGAAACAUAUCACUGAUUCUGGUAACAUCGACGUUGAGGGUAACACUUACUGUGACGUGUGUAAAAUCAAAUUCGAAACGACGGAAGCUUAUGACAGACAUCUAUUACAUUCUGCUAUGCACACCGAAGAUAAAUUACUUGAAGAUGAUACUGCCAUGAAAGAAAUAAUGAAGGAUGAUGUUGAUAUGGAUAUAAAAGACUGUGAAGAAAUUCAAAAUUCGGAGGAAUUGUAUACUAGGAAAACGAGAGUGGAAAAGACUUUAUCGGCAGUGAGGAAGAGAAAUCUCAACAAGGCACCAGCGAAAGUUGCUAAGAAACCAACAACGUGUCAACAUUGCGGUAAACACUUUGAAUCUCAGUCGGCAUGUAUGAAGCAUCAUCACGCUGAGCAUCCGAGGAAGCCUUUCUAUUCACCUAAAGACAGAGUUAUAUGUGAGAUAUGUGGAGCAUCACUAGCGCCUAGCAGUGUACCUGCUCACCUUAAUCAACACACGAGGCGUAAAAUGUACACGUGUGACACUUGUGGUAGAUCAUUCACCACUAACAACAUGUUAAGGAAUCAUAUUGUGACUCAUACGGGAGAGAGAAACCACGCCUGCAAUAUUUGCGGGAAGCGUUUUGCACAAAGCGGUAGCUUAAGUCUUCAUCAUAGGACGGUUCAUCUUAAACAACCUUAUCCUAAAAGAAAUAGAAGGAAAAGAAUAGAAGUGCCGAACACCGAGGCUGGACCAUUCGGUGGCAAAGAGGAAUACAGAGUAUGGAAACAUUACUUCGAUAAUUCGACAUACUCUAACUCUUAAAUUAAAGAAAGUGGAACUGUUAGGUACAUAAUAAAUACUCCAAUGAUCGGACAAGAUGUUUCAGAAAUCGAAUUAAAAGAUACUAAAAUAAAGCUAACCAAAAGUGAGUCAGAAUAGCACGAUUUAUAUGCCGUUAAAAAAUAUUAACUGUCAUUACAAUGUAAUGGCGAUUGUUGAAUCAGUGACAUUGAUCAACAUCGCUACAAUUGACGGAAAGCGCUGAUUAUAAGUUACUUAACACAGUUACAAGAUGGCGCUUUUGACGUAGAACCUUUAUAGCACUUACAAAGUAUCUACGUAAAUUAAAUGUCACUGGAUGGCUAUAUUAUUGUAACAAAUUUCUGUCAAUAGGGUCUUGGACAUGUUUUUUUUUAAAGAAAGGUCAAAUAUUAUGAUUUGCGUUCCGAAUCACAUGAUUUUGACAUCAAAAAUAAUGCUGAGAGUUAUAAAAUAUAAUCAGAGGUCGGAAUUAGGUAGAGUUAUUUAUGUACUUGCAUCGAAAUGUUGAUAUUAAUGCGGACCUUCCCAGGAUUUCUUUAUUUCUUCUUCCUUUAUUUCUUUCUUUCAUUGAUGUAAGUUUGGCAACGUCGUGCGUGCAGUAGUUUAAAUUGUGUAAAAGUAAAUAACUUUUUAUUUAAAAAAUCACGGGAUUUUUUCUGCUCUUUAAAAUUAAUCUCGGGAUUUGAGGCAUAUCCACUUUAUUCUUUCGCUGUAUGAAAUCAGUGGUCGGAAUUAGGUAGAAUAACUCUACCUAAUUCCGACCACUGAAUAUAAUACAAUCCUGAAACUUUUUAAUCAUUUAUUUUUAUUUUAUAUUCCAAUCUCAUUAAUUACCUAAAGGCAAACCAUUAAAUUGUUUUGCUAUUCUGUCCAAGACUAUUUGAACACUACAAUUUCUUUGAUUUUGAGAACUAUUUUUUAAAUACUUCAAAUAAUUAUUGAAAACGUGUUAUUUUCAACGAGGUCAGAAGCCAUAAAAACUGUUAAAUUAUGUAUGAAAAUACUUCUGAAUGAAUCUCAAGGAAGACCGUGCCUUAUGGCGCCGAGUUCUCUGCUUACCCCGGAAAUAAUCUCUAAUACUAUUCUGUUAUACAAACAGCCUCGAAUUCAUCACCAACGAAGCUUUCUUAUGUCAUAGAAGUUCAAUCAAAUGAAUCUUUUACAAAAGGUAAUAAAGGUGUUAUUUCAUUUAUGGUGUGACAGCGCUUGAGACCGUUUUUAACAGAAUAGCGUAGCUGUUAUAAAAGUAUAAGAUAGUUUAAAAUAUUGAUCAAAUAGGGCAAGUACCUUCUCGUGAAAAGACUAUUGUAUUGUAAUUGGUAACAUAAAAAUAUUGUACAAUCUUUUUGUACUGACUGAGUAGUGUGAAGUAUCAACCUGUAUAUAUAAAGUAUUUAAAUAGUAAUGGUUGUAACUUAUUUCCAAGACUUUAUUUUUCAUUAUGAUAGUUUUGUCGUAUUAUUUUAAAACCACAUGUAUAAUCACAUGAAUAUCUUAUGAAAAAUGCAAUCUCAAAAAAACUCUAAAAUUAUUUAUUAUAUUUAAGCUUUAAAUGUUUUGAUUACAUACAUAUACAACCUUUUUGUAUUUUACAAUUGUAGAAAAAUAUUUUAAAAUGAUAUAAUUUACUGAAAACUACAUUUUAUUAUCAUGUUUUGCAUGAAUUUAUUUAUUUGUGAUGAGAUUAGCGUAUUUAUGUUGCUUAAUAGAACUCUAUCAAUUUAAAUAAACAUUGUGAGAUUAC
Diatraea saccharalis (sugarcane borer) is the source of this 3838-nucleotide messenger RNA. The record is from the annotation of a GenBank genome assembly. Lineage: Eukaryota; Metazoa; Arthropoda; Insecta; Lepidoptera; Crambidae.